UGUGUGACUGGGAAAGCAGCGGCCGCCAUUUCAGGGAGUUGCAGACACUGUCGCGGUUGGCUACCGAUUUGCCGCAGCCGCCGCCCUGCUUCACCCGCGCGGGCUCUUCUAAUCCCAUUAUUCUCUUUUAGAUCCGCUCCGGCCCUGCCGCCCUCAGCGCCCGAAACUCGGGCUGGGCGGGCGGGACGGACCGCGGCCUGGGUCCAGGCCGCAGCGGCUUAACAGUAGCCCCGGCGGCAGCUACAGCGGCAGCGCCUCCCUGAGACGCGAGCACCACACUUGCUCGAGAGCCCGCACAGGUGUUCUGAAAGAAUGGCAGACGAUAUUGAUAUUGAAGCAAUGCUUGAGGCUCCUUAUAAGAAGGAUGAGAACAAGUUGAGCAGUGCUAACGGCCAUGAAGAGCGUAGCAAGAAGAGAAAAAAAAGCAAGAGUAGAAGUCGAAGUCAUGACCGAAAGAGGAGCAAAAGUAAGGAACGGAAACGAAGCAGAGACCGGGAGAGGAAAAAGAGCAAAAGCCGUGAACGGAAACGUAGCCGAAGCAAAGAACGAAGACGAAGUCGUUCUAGAAGUAGAGAACGCCGUUUCAGAGGCCGAUAUCGAAGUCCCUACUCCGGACCAAAAUUUAACAGUGCCAUCCGUGGAAAGAUUGGGUUGCCUCAUAGCAUCAAAUUAAGCAGACGCCGCUCAAGAAGCAAAAGUCCAUUCAGAAAAGACAAGAGCCCUGUGAGGGAACCUAUCGACAACCUUACUCCAGAAGAGAGAGAUGCCAGGACUGUGUUCUGCAUGCAGCUGGCAGCAAGAAUUAGACCAAGAGAUUUGGAGGAGUUUUUUUCUACCGUAGGAAAGGUCCGUGAUGUAAGGAUGAUUUCUGAUAGAAAUUCCAGAAGAUCCAAAGGAAUUGCUUAUGUAGAGUUUGUUGAUGUUAGCUCAGUGCCUCUAGCAAUAGGAUUAACUGGCCAGCGUGUCUUAGGAGUGCCUAUCAUUGUACAGGCCUCACAGGCAGAAAAGAAUAGAGCAGCAGCAAUGGCAAAUAACCUACAAAAAGGAAGUGCUGGACCUAUGAGACUUUAUGUAGGAUCAUUACACUUUAACAUAACUGAAGAUAUGCUUCGGGGAAUCUUUGAGCCUUUUGGCAGGAUCGAAAGCAUUCAGCUGAUGAUGGAUAGUGAAACUGGUCGAUCCAAAGGAUAUGGAUUUAUUACAUUUUCAGAUUCAGAGUGUGCCAAAAAGGCAUUAGAACAACUGAAUGGAUUUGAAUUAGCAGGAAGGCCUAUGAAAGUUGGUCAUGUUACUGAACGUACUGAUGCUUCCAGUGCCAGUUCAUUUUUGGAUAGUGAUGAGCUGGAACGGACUGGAAUUGACUUGGGAACAACUGGUCGUCUCCAAUUAAUGGCAAGACUUGCAGAAGGUACAGGUUUACAGAUUCCUCCAGCAGCACAACAAGCUCUGCAAAUGAGUGGAUCUUUAGCAUUUGGAGCUGUAGCAGAUUUACAAACUAGACUUUCCCAACAGAGUGAGGUUACAGCUCUAGCUGCAGCUGCUUCUGUUCAGCCUCUUGCAACACAGUGUUUCCAGCUUUCCAAUAUGUUUAACCCUCAAACGGAAGAUGAACUUGGCUGGGAUACAGAAAUAAAGGAUGAUGUGAUUGAAGAAUGUAACAAACAUGGAGGAGUCAUUCAUAUUUAUGUUGACAAAAAUUCAGCUCAGGGCAAUGUGUAUGUUAAGUGCCCCUCAAUUGCUGCAGCCAUUGCAGCAGUAAAUGCAUUGCAUGGAAGAUGGUUUGCUGGUAAAAUGAUUACAGCUGCAUAUGUACCUCUUCCAACUUAUCACAACCUCUUCCCUGAUUCCAUGACAGCAACACAACUACUGGUUCCCGUUAGACGAUGAAGGAGGAUUUAGUCCCUUAUGUACAUAGCUUUUUUUUUUUUUUUUUUUUUUUAAAGAGGAUUCAAACCUGAGUUAUCUUUUAUUUAGGUAAAACAAAAGGAAAGGGUCUACUGUCAUUUGUAUGUGAUUCCUGUUACCUUGCCAGAAGGAGAGAAAGAUAUGAUAGCAGGAAUGCAGUGUGCUCAUUCUCCCUAACUAGCAAUUUCCACCUUAUACAAAGCUGUUUUCUUGUUCUGCCUUGUAAAUGUACAUUUAGAACAUUGACUAAGGUGAUCUGUAGGAAUUGAGAAAUAGCUUAGAUAAAUGUACUUUUCUGUAAAAGGCAGACAAGGAUGUAAUGAUGUUUUUAAUGUUUCAGAAGCCUAACUUUUUAUGCAGCAGUUACAUUUUACAUUUCACUAAAUGAAUUUUGACACUUGGCUAAUGGUUUAACAGAAAUAUGGUUUCUGGAAUACGUAUUUAGUGUUCUGUAUAUGGGAAAUUCAAAGACAACUAAAUGAGUCCUGGCUUUAGUCAGUAAUUCACCUUGCAUUAUGAUAAACAAUUGGCAAGAAAGGGAGAUUCAAAGAUUCAAUUUCUUGAUGGUAACUUUUCAAUUAAUGUAUCUGUAAAAGUUUCUUUGUAAAUACUGUGUGUUCUGGUGUGUCUAAGGUUCCAAACAAAAUGAUCCCUGCAUUUCCUCAAAUGUACAGAUAAGUGUGGUAAGCAACACAGUCUGAGCAGGAAACAGGAAAUGCAGAAAUAGGUUUUGUCUGGUUGCAUAUAAUCUUUGCUCUUUUUAAGCUCUGUGAGCUCUGAAAUAUAUUUUUGGGUUACUUCAGUGUGUUUGACAAGACAGCUUGAUAUUUCUAUCAAACAAAUGACUUUCAUAUUGCAACAAUCUUUGUAAGAACCACUCAAAAUAAAAUUCUCUUUAAAAGGC
Molecule: messenger RNA, 2809 nt
Organism: Gracilinanus agilis (Agile Gracile Mouse Opossum)
Lineage: Eukaryota; Metazoa; Chordata; Mammalia; Didelphimorphia; Didelphidae
Gene: RBM39
Product: RNA binding motif protein 39
Exons: 17
Coding region: 313-1887 (524 amino acids)
Biological process (GO): mRNA processing
Cellular component (GO): nucleus
Molecular function (GO): RNA binding
Source: RefSeq, a predicted model, not a curated record